CGCCAAGGGGCGCUGUUCAUGAUUCAGAUCCAAGUCUUAUGUAUACUUGUACCUUGCAUAAAAGCGGCGCCUGUUUAAAGUUGUAAUUUUUUUCAGUCUUUCAGAGCUGUCAAGACGUAGGCCUAAUAGGUUUUUUGUUGGCUAAAUUAAAAAAAAAUUCCCUCGGAAGAGGGGGUGGUUGAUUUAAUAGCCCUUCCCCUUUGGUCAAAAAGUAGGAGAUGUACACCAAAUUCCCCACGGAAUUUAUGCCCCUGUAUACCCGCCCACUUUUGGGCAAGAGCGUCUUUCAAGUAGCUGGUUUUCAACCGUUCGUUCGUGUCCUAAGUUCAUUAUCGACAGAAGUACAGAUCGAGUAUCGACUAUUAAGAACCAUGAGCAAGUCGCAAGCGUCCCUUAUGGAGGAGGAGCUAAGGGUCCGCGAUAAGCUUAAUUAACAUCCCAUGGCGCAAACUUAAAAUGUAACAUCAAAGUGCAUGGACAUUAUGCACAUUUGGCCAUUCUGCCGAUAAAAUAAAGGCUCAGUACCGAAAGUGGCGAAUCCAACAACUUGAAUCCAUUAUGGCCACGGGAGUUGAAGUGAUUGUAAUUCAGAAGAAAAGUUCUUGAAAUGCCCCCGCCUUUGCAUUGCGGCAGCGUGAAUUUUGAGAGAACACGACUUACUGGUAGUUUGACUUUAAAAUUUGGUUGCAUGGACCUUUCGAAUGGUCUCGUAUAUAUAUCGACUAUUAUCAACUAUAGCCUAUAGGCCUACAUGUAUUUCGAUUGAAUUCCCCACUAUUACUAGCGACGGUGAGCCAGUCUAGUGUCCUUUUUCUCGUUCCUCGCAAGAGGGCGCUUUAGCGGAAUUAGUUUCCUUCACAACAGUCACGCCUUGAUCGGUUGAUCGAAGGAGAAGAGGGGGGGGGGCUUAAUCCCCUGCCCCCCCUAGAAAAAGAACAGCACCUGAGUGCGCAUGUAGCUGUGUGCCAGAAACUCCGAUGGCAAGUGCAAAGAAUAAAUGAGACAGACUUCAAGCUGUAAGACUUCCAAUCCAGCCACUAGCUUUGCACUGCAUACCUGGUCAUUCAGUCCUGACAUGAGCCUAGUGUGCAGGCAGCAGAUACACCCUGAUUGUCUUAAGGCUUGACUGUGUACUUUCUUGCAAUGAGGCAAGCCUUUUCUGCCCAUCUGAGGAGAAUGUCUUCACAUCUAAAGUGGUGUGCCUAAAGAUGUCCUCUUAGACGCAUGUUUCCCAGUGAAACAGUCUUUCUUAAAUUUGGUUGUCACAUGGCUGACUGAGCAGUUUUCAUGGAAAACUGUUUACCUGGGCUGCAAAAAUGGGCUGAACUUGUUGCGUACGUGUAAGUCACUCUACCAUGUCAUCAUCAAGUAGUGGACCUGGUUUGCCUUCAAUUGAUUCUUCUCACUGCACUAGAGCUGCCAGUGAUAAGACCAGAGAGAGGCCAUCCAGAGAUUUACCUGGGGUAGGUUACACCCCUCAGGGGACCUCCACUUCUUUUCAGUCAACCCCUAAGGCCAAAAGGGAUCUUAGACCCAGGCUACCAUCUCAGCAAGUUUCCCGAGGCGAAAACGGUAGGCAUCAUCUGUCCGUCCACAACAGGCCUAGUCGCAGCUUGGCCACAGGUACUGAAAAUGCAGAUCGGUUGAGAAACUGGAAUUCCGAGGGAGGGAGACCCAAGAGGGAGAGGGUGCUCAGCGAGAGGACCAAUUCCAAGAGGCUGUUGCAUCGGUCAUCAAUCAACUCAUCAGGAGAGCUGAUACCUUUUCAGCGAGCUCCCAGAGAUGGCAGCUACGAGUCGCGGCUUCCAGUGGGUAAGAAAGCUACACUACAAAACCCAGCAAGACAAAAUAGUCUCUUUUCCUCGACAGAAAGCGAGCACAGACGGGCAGCUCGUUUACAAGAGAGUCCUGAGAGUGUUGAUGAGCUAAGCAGCAGCUCAGUAGCUGAGAAUGCUGAGAGAAGUCAGAGCCUAUCUCUAGAUGAAACCAAGCACAGUAGCAAAGCAAAAGUGUUAAAGAAAAGCAGUGACAGCCGAAAAGAUGGAAUGAGAGCUCCCAGGCAGCUAAGCACUCAAGGAGUUGGUAAUGGAGUGAGAAAAGCUCAGUCAGAAAAUAAACACAGAAGACAUACCCAAAGUGACAUUACAAGCCAUGGUGUGCCAUCAUUGAGUAAGAAAGAGCAGUCAACAAGUGAUAAUGAGAGUGAAGAAACUGCACAACAUAUUUCCAAUGGCAUGUCAGUCUCUGGAUUUGGAAGUAGUUCAGCGAUAUCUAGUAAUAUUGCGGAAAAUACUCUGGAAGCUAAUGCAAGGCCGGAUUUGCAACAAACAGGGAAUGGGCCCAGUUCUCAGUCAGCAUCCUCCAGCCAGAAUUCAUUUAGGGAACCUCCUAUCCAUAAUGUCUUUGAUGGGUGUGACUUGGCAUCCAGUCAUAGUGCCCGUGCCAUUUCACCAUCUGCAGAAUUUAAAGCUGCAGCUCAACCAGAGAGCUCAGCAGGUAAUGAGCAGUCAUCUGUCACUUCCAGCAUCUCUUCAACAAUUGCAAACACUAAUAAUCGCAGUGCUCUCCAGAGUGAAUCUGAGGCAAAUUUACAGGCUCCCAGUAACAAUGAAUCAGAUGUCAGUGGUGGUGAGCCACUCCUCAGCAGUCAGCAGCCAAAUAGUGUCAUCCGUCGAAGAAUGAACUUGGACGGAACAGCGGAUACUAGUCAAAUUCAACCCAGUCAAGUUUCAACACCCUCAUUUGCAUCAAAUUAUAGACCAAGUCGAAGGAGAGACGAAAUUUCUUCUCACAGUGAUCAGACUUCUUCUGGUCAUCUGACAACUGCAGGGAGCAGCACCCCAGAAGGUCCUGAACUGCCAAAUGAGAGGGGCUCAUCAGCCAGCCAACAGCUGCCUUCUCCAAGAGUCAGCCCUCAUUUAGUUCAUGCUACACAGCCUCCGUCAAGUAGCAACAUGAACUCAACAUCAGCAGUCAAUCCCAGUAGCACCUCACAGCAAGCUAGACACAGUCGCUUCGGCCGGAGGAUAAGAAUGCCAUCCUCCGACUUGGAUGCAGCAGGAGAAAGCACUCACCCAACACACGAUGCAAGUGGCAGUCCUACACCUGCCGUAGAAGAACCAUUUGAAGGAACAAAUCGUCAGAGGUACCGAUUCUUCUCUCUCUCCAGGGGUAGGUCACAGACAAAUCACGAAGUCCAGGCGUCCACACUUACUCCAAAUCGAGACCUCCUGUAUGGCCCUCCUUCACCACCUCUCCUCAGGAGGCACCAUCGAGCCCACUUCGGCCCUGACACAUCCACCUCACGUCAGACUUCUGAAGAGCUUGGAGCAUCAAUAGGCAUCCACAGUAGUUUCAGCUCUUCUGUCGGCAGUGGCGACCUUGCUUUGCAAGAAGAUUCGUUCCGUACUGCAUCAGGCAGCACGGUAGCUUUCUCACCCAUCCUCCACUCUGGGCCUGUCCUUGACAGUUCGAUGCCCCACCAGAGAUGGAGGAUGCGUGAAACAGCAACUACAUCUGGCGUGACAGCUCAUGGAAGGUUAAGCUCAAGUGAAAUCACCUCGCCAAGGCAACUACGUGCAACCUCUUCUCCAGAGACUCAAAAUGGUGGUGCAGGAGUCAACCUGUCUUCGGACUUUGGUCAAGACAACUUCACAUUUUCGGUGGAGGAGGGACGUCUUAGCCGUGACGCCAGGAGAAGGUAUCAAAAUGAUCGCAGUGAUGCAAUCCCACGCUUGCUCCCGCAGAGGAGCCACCAACCUAGCAGAGAGCUAUCAAGAGGAGCAGAGGUCAUGGAGGAUGUGUUUGGGUCAUCACAGGAUCGCAACCCCCCGAGCAGUGACGAUUCCCCCUUGAGAGAUCCCACCUUGGAGCUCCAGAUCCCCCUGCUCAGCUCACCUCUAUUCUCACCCUUGGGCAUUGCUCCUGGAAUGCUCCUCAGUCUCCUCAUCAGGACACGGCGGGAGUUCGGACAAGAGUUCAUGGAACUACUCCUCGAGAACAUGAUGCUGAAUGUCUUGGCACACCACCUGUUUGAGAAUGAGAGAGGAGGAAAUGAGGAUGGUAUCAAUGGGGCCCCACCUCCGGCGACACAGGAGGUCAUCGACAACCUAAAAGAGAUUCCUGCUCUAGAAUCCCACAUAGAGAAGGAGAUGAAAUGUGCCAUAUGUCACAGUGAAUACGAGCUGUACGAGACUCUCGCAGAGUUGCCCUGUGAACAUUUCUUCCAUCCUACCUGUGUGGCUGUCUGGCUCAAAAAGUCUGGCACUUGCCCCGUCUGCCGUUUCCUGUUGCCAUCUCCUUCCAAGUGAUUGUGACAGGUACCAUACCUUUUGUUUCUUCAUAGCAGUGUGCAGGUUCGAAGAAUGUCUGGAGGAAACUGGCUUCCCCAGCCCCUUCGCUCAGACAAGUUUCUGUCAUUGUUGAAAUGAUGAGAAUGGUUGGUUUGAAUCGAAAAGUUGUAGAAGUGUCAAAAAUUUAAAAAGAUACAUGUACUCAUGCUUCCUGUUUUUCUGCCUACUCUGUUUUGACAUCACAACCCGACAGUUGUUCCCAGGGGAAAGUUUUAGAACAUCUUCAAGUUGGGAAUAAAGAUAGGAAAGAAAUACUUCAGGUUGAAUGUGGUAUGUGCACAUAAAGGUCUAACGGACUCAUUUAUGCACACAACUUGUAUCCCAACAUUGUUCAUUUCAUUUUUAUAGACAAAUAGUACCCGACCUCUCUUGCAAUAAAGUGACCAAAAAAACAUUUCUGUCCUAUCUUCAGUGCACCAUAUUUUCAGAUGUCGUGCAAUGGGAAGCAGAACUAUUUGGGAGCGUAGGUAUCACUAUGAGGUGGUCUUGAAGUGUGGGAUUUUGUACAGAACAGGCAAAGGCCUGUGAAUAUUUUUCCAAACAGUUAUCAUUCGUCCAAAUUUUAAAUAAGCCUGAAAUAUAUUACUCAAUAGAUAAUGCGGUAUAGAGAAUGACAUUUUUAUUGUGAGAUCUGUUUUGUUUUCACUUGUUUCCGAAUAGCACAAAGUGUGUGACUUCGGUCAGUCACGGUAUGCAGGAGAACGUAUUUUAUUAUAUGUAUAAAUAGUCUGGUGUCCUAUUUUUGCAGCUGUGUGUUUGGAGUCGUUCGUGCAGGUUUGGCAGUCAUAAGGAAGGGUUGUUCAGCAGUUGUUCAUGGGUUGUUUUGGGGCAUCCGAUUUUGCCGAAUUAUCCCCAGAAACCCACCGACAGUAGAAUGUCAUGACUGCCAAAAUGCACUUUUGUUUAGCCUCACUUAUACAGAGUCUCACUUAUACAGAGUAACAUAUUUUUAGCCCGUGAACUUCCGCACAUUUUCUACGUUGUACGUCGCUAGGUAUAUUUUUUCACUGAAAGUGUGUGAUGUAAAUGUGUGUGACAAUAACAAUACCGCCAUUUCACAAUAGUGCGCCACCAAGAGUUUGCAACGCGUUGGCCAAUCACAAUGCGCAAAAUUUGUCGACGCA
Molecule: messenger RNA, 5476 nt
Organism: Acanthaster planci (crown-of-thorns starfish)
Lineage: Eukaryota; Metazoa; Echinodermata; Asteroidea; Valvatida; Acanthasteridae
Biological process (GO): ubiquitin-dependent protein catabolic process; protein ubiquitination
Cellular component (GO): cytoplasm
Molecular function (GO): ubiquitin protein ligase activity
Source: RefSeq, a predicted model, not a curated record